This is a messenger RNA of Gopherus evgoodei (Goodes thornscrub tortoise), 5405 nucleotides long. It is a transcript of the gene DNAAF2, whose product is annotated as dynein axonemal assembly factor 2. Bases 600 to 3062 code for a protein of 820 amino acids. The transcript has 3 exons. The record is from RefSeq and is a predicted model, not a curated record. Gene Ontology annotation, biological process: axonemal dynein complex assembly. Lineage: Eukaryota; Metazoa; Chordata; Testudines; Testudinidae. Gene Ontology annotation, cellular component: cytoplasm.
UUAAGCUUAGAGGGAUUCAUGCUGGUACCCCAUCUUUUGGAUGCUAAGGUUCAGAGUGGGGGAUUUAUAUCAUAGCACCAUCCUUACAUGUUUUUAAGGCCCUGCUUGACAAAGCCCUGGCUGGGAUGAUUUAGUUGGUGUUGGUCCUGCUCUGAGCAGGGGGUUGGACUAGAUGACCUCCUGAGGUCCCUUCCAACCCUGAUAUUCUAUGAAAUCAUUCAGGUCUUUAACUGCUACAAGCAGGGCCCCAGCUUUAGAUAGGAAGGUGAGAGCCACAGUAGGCAGCCAAUGAAUGAGUCCUGCCACUGCCCUGAGUGGGGGAUCGAAGCAGUGAGUAAAAAUUAGGCAGCAUCUCCCCCAAGCGAUGCCCUGGCUGCACCUCUGCCUGGCUGGGGGCAGGUGGCCUGUGCCAGGCAGCCGUGGGCCUGCUGAGGGGGCGCCCCACGGUCUCGGGGUGGAAUAGAACCCAGGCACCCGCCUGGCGGCAGGGCGCCCCCUAGAGGCGGGAGCAGGCAGAGCAGCGGGCCCGCCAUUUUGUUUGGCGCUGUUUCCAGGGAGACCAGCGAGGCUCCGGCCGGGGCGAGCGGCCAGCAGCGGCGAUGGCGGCCGCGGGGCGCUCCGGCCUGGAGGAGCUGCAGCUCACGGCCGAGGAGGUGGAGCGGCUGAAGGGCGCCUUCCGCGACGAGCGGUUCCGGGCGCUGCUGGCGGAGUACGCGGCGGAGCUGGCCGACCCGGAGCAGCGGCGGCGGUACGAGGAGGAGGUGACGGCGCUGGAGCGGGAGCGCGGGGUGGAGGUGCGCUUCGUGCACCCGGCGCCGGGCUACGUGCUGCGGACCAGCCAGGGGGGCGCCCAGCGCUGCUACCUCAACGUCUGCAGCAGCCCGCUGCUGGGCCGGCCGCAGGCCCGCGCCGAGCCCCGCGGCCACCGCUGGGCCCUGCCCUACAGCCUGGCCCCCGGCCGCGAGGAGCUGGGCCGCGCCGGCCGCCGGCGCCUGGUCUACGACGUGGUCUUCCACCCGGAGACGCUGCGCCUGGCCGGCCGCAGCGCCCGCUUCCGGCGCAUGGUGAGCGACACGGCGCUGGAGGCGGUGCAGAGCCGCUUCGGGGUGCAGCUGGACCGGGCCAACGCCGUCCCGCUGCGGGGCACCGCCUACAAGGGGGUCCCGCAGGCCUCCGUCAUCCGCACUCCGCUGCCAGGGGGCGCCUCGCCGCCGGCCGAGCAGCCCGACUCCCCGCUGCCCCCCUUCCCUUCCCCCUACUCCUACCCCGCCAGCAGCGCCCAGCAGCAGCAGCCGCCGGCCCCCGCCGCGCCGCCCGGCCCCCAGGGGGGUGCGGGGGCUCGGCCGCCGUCCCCCACCACGCCCCGCUGGAGCCUGCGGCACCGCUCGUACGUGGACCUGCAGGACUAUCGCUGCUGCCGGGACUCGGCGCCCAGCCCGGUGCCCCGGGAGCUGGUGGUGACCAUCGAGCUGCCGCUGCUGAGCUCCGCCGGCCAGGCCGCCUUGGAGAUCCGGGGGCGGGAGCUGCGCCUGGACUCGCAGCGGCCCGCCUACCGCCUCCGCCUCCGCCUGCCCUACGCGGUGGACGAGAACCGCGGCCAGGCCACCUUCAACAAGGCCAAGCGGCAGCUGCUGGUCACGCUGCCCGUCCUGCCCCCGGCCCCUGCAGAGCCCAGCGGAACGAGCCCGGAGGAGCCCGAGGCCGGCCUUGCUACGGGCCAGGAGCAGCGGGAAGAGGCAGGCCCGGCAGCCGGGGAGGAGGAGAUCGAGCUGCCUCCAACUGAGCAAGCGUGUGCGCCAGGCGGUAGCGGCCGGGCCCCCAGCAGCCUGACUCCUCCCGGGAGGCCGGUGUGCCCCGGCAGCAUGGAUCUUACCUCGUGCACCGCCACCAGCAGCGAGGCGGAUCCUCCCCUGGCACCCAGUCACGGCACAGAUCUUCCCACCUGUCCCAGCAACAGCCUGUGCCCUGCCGUGCCCACCGAGUGCCUUAGCCGCAGCGGCUUCCGAGAGCUUCCUGCGGCCCCCAGCAUCUUGGCCGCUCCGGUUUGUCCCCGCUUCCAGUGCUCCCAAGACGAAGACUCUCUGACCCUGCUCUUGCAGGUGCCAAACAUCCAGCCAGACAGUUUGAAGGGGGAAGUCGGCACAAAUCACUAUAGAGUCGGUUUCUGUUCCAAGGACGCUGCUUCCUACUCCUUCCUCUUACAGUUUCCUCUUGAAAACAAGCUGACUCCCCCAGAGACUGGUAUUAAUGUCUCCCCCAACAACGCUGUAAUAGGACUAGCCAAAUCUCCUGAGAGUGCUGGACUUUGGGGGAAGAUGUACUUCGGUGUGAACAGCAACACUCUGCAGGAAAGGUUGUUUGUCAGUGAAGAAAAUGUUGAUGAAUUUCUGGGCAAUGUUUUGUGCCCUUCAUUCCUCAAACAGACAACACUGGAAAGCCAACCAUUAAUUGAAGUACUUGAUGUUACUGAGGUCAAAAGUCAAAUCAGAUUAAAGUCACAGGAGGUUAAACAGUGUGAACUUGGUGAAAAAGAACUAACAGUUAAUUCAGGAAGAGAUCAAGUUGAAAAAGAGAAUAGAAACGGCUCCAAAACAAAUAUAGAAGCCAACCAUAUUGCAGCUGACACAGCUGGAGAACAUAGUAUGGAAACUGACAUGACUGCUGGAUCUCUUACAACUGAUAAAACAAUAGGAGUAGUAGAUUGUAGUUCAGGCCAUUAUUUGCAGCUUGAACCUAUUGACACUAGUUUAGCAAUUUCUGGGAAAUCUCAGAUAAAUGAACCACAGAUAGAAUUUGCUUUCACAGCAGGCGAAAGUGCCACGUCCUCAGACUGUGAAAAGCAAGAAUUACUUCAUUUGGAAGAGCAGGCAAAAAUAAGAAAGGAUGAAGAGGUCAUGUCUUCAGAGCCAGCAGAAGAGAACAAACAUCCUUUGAACUGUAGACCAGUUUCUCCAAUUGUAAAGGAAAUUAAUAUGCAAGAUGGAAGUGUGCAAAUUGUUAGAGAUCACACAACACACUGUGCAUUAAUUUUUCAAAAUUCUUUGUUGUAUGAGUUGGAUUAAGUUAUGUCAGGAUUUUAAUUAUAAUGGUCAGUUUAUCAUCUGUAGUUCAGGCUUCUGGGUUUUUUGGCAUUUAAAUCAUUGCAUAGAAACCAGAAAUCUGAACCUGAGUCUGACAGCUUCUGUAAGAGGAACCGAUUUGUUUUGUUUUGUUUACAAGUCAACUUUUGUUGAUUUUGAUUUUUUACGUUUUAAACUUUCUUUAAAAUAAAAGUAUUUUCAAAAGAAAUGUUAAAUUGAGUAGAAAUUAAAACAUAUAAACAGCACCAGUGGAUUACUUUCCCUUCAAGAACUUGGACUCGGAUCUUGAUUAGUUGGGUAAUCUCUAAUGUAUUGAAGUUUUUUUAUAUGUUUGUGUAUGUACUGUGUUUUUGUAAUGCUUCUCUCCAGAUCUGGUGUCUUUGUUCAAUCUAAUGACAAGCAAUACCCAUCAUUUGAAGUAAAUAUUUGCCAGUACUCAUUCUGUGGAUUGUAAGGUUAGACUGCUAGUGAUUUUUGGCAAAUAGAAUUUUUCAUUCCAGGGAGAAGCCCUUUUUAAUUAGUCUCCUUAAAAUAAAUGUUUAUACUGCUAUCUUAUCCUCCUACUUUCCUUCAGAUAUACAGUAUCCAAAUACACCAAUGCAACCAUGUUUAACUAAUUUGUUUCUUUUUUGUCUAGUGUAUUAAAACCUGCAUUUUCCAACAUCUCUGCAUUUAUUCAUGUCUUCUAGUAUGGAGUCAAUUUGUCUAAAUUAUUCUUACCACUCAAAAUAAAUUUCUGGGGUUUAAAUAUGCUGCCUGUUGGGACUGCAUGGCAGUGGAAGAGCAACAAUAAGCAAGCAGACUUCUAAGCUUUGAUAUUAAACUUUCAGAUCCCUUUUCUGUCACUUUCCAAAAAACAACAAAAACCAGUUCCUUUACAAACUGUCGUACAUGCUGAAGAAAAUGUACUUCUGAACAAACUUAGGUUAAAUUUGAUUUACAGUUCAAAUCUCCCAUAAAAUUAGGUUGCUUACAUAGCUGUGCCAACCACAAGUACUGAAUUUUAUUGCUUGUGACAACUCUAAAAUGUAUAUACUGUACUGUGUUGGUUCCAGGAUAUUAGAGAGACAAGGUGGAUAAGGUAGUAACCUUUAUUGGACCAACUUCCUGUUGGGGGGAGAGACUUACGACGAAGAGCUCUGCAUAAGCAGGAACGUGUCUGUCUCUCUCCAACAGGAAGUUGAUUCAGUAAAAGAAACCACCUCACCCAUCUUCUCUAACUCUAAAAUUUGACAAUUAAAUUACCCAGAACAAUUUGUUUUGGCACACAUUGUUUUUUUAAAAAGUAAUAAACAUCCACAUAUUGAGAUGGCUUCAUAACAGUUGUUUCCUCUCCAGUGAAUACAUUUAAGCAAUUUAUUCACAUCCCAUAAAGGAAAGAAAAUUAACAGAGUUAUGUUGAAAGUUGUCUUAUCUAUCAGCACACAAGCAGUUUCAUUGAGCAAUAAUUAUUUUUAGACAGGAACAAAAGGCCAUUGACCCUCUAUUAUCUUAAUACAAGUGCAGUAGAGUUUUCUUCAGCCUUAAUGUAACAAAUUUAUCCAAUCACUUUUUUUAUUAAUGUCUGUAAGCCAUCUAGCUACAUGGACGUACUUUUAGAAUUCCUGUCACCCAAUUUUUUCAAGCUUGGUAUGUAUUUGCUAUGGUUUAUGGGGACUAGCUGAUGUUUAGAGAGUGACUGCAUUCCAGCUGUCACGUACAUUCCCACUCUGUACUUUGUCUAGGUCGUUCAGUGAAAUCUGUUUCAAGGCUAUUCCACAAAACUUCUUUAACUAGUAUUGAUAAAUUUGUAAUACUUCAAUGGUAAGUGACAUUUAAAAAAUGCAUCACUACAGUAAGAAGAGCCAUAUUUCACUUUAACAAAUGGCAUUAUUUUGUAUUGUUUCUGGCUUUCAGUUCCAGUUCAACAUAUGUUUUCAUUAAACAGUAUGUUUGUUCUUUUUAUAUGGCUGACUAAUUUGAAGGCUAAGUGUUGUGAUUACUUUCUUUCAAAUGAGGUAAUAGUGUUUCUCUAUUUUAACUCCAUUACUGAUUUUUUUUUUAAACGACAUUGAAUAGGUAAUGACAUUUGGUGUGUUUUUAAACCCUCUUUGCAUUAGAAAAAAAUGAAUUUUGUCAUAGCAAGAAAGAUUUAAACUAAACUAAUGUUUUUUUUUCAGAAUCAAGGACUUUCAUGGUAUUACAAAUUUGAAUUUUAUUUUGGCAGAACUGAAAGUAUAUUUCUACAUUAAACUGAGCAAUGAUUUGUCCCUUUUCAUAUAAUCAAAUACAUAGCAAAUAAGAGAACGCUCUUGCAGAUAUGCACCAAAUCUCAAGCAAGCCUAA